Molecule: messenger RNA, 2093 nt
Organism: Paramecium pentaurelia
Lineage: Eukaryota; Ciliophora; Oligohymenophorea; Peniculida; Parameciidae
Source: the annotation of a GenBank genome assembly
CAUGCAACAUCAAGGUGUAUUAAGAAUAGGAUCAUAAGAUUCAUUCUCUAGAAAGAGCCAGAUGAAUCAAUUGCAUACAACUCCCAGUCAUCGAAAAACAUCACAAAAUAAAUAAUAAUCAAUAGAUUAAAUACCAGAUAAUGCAUUAGAAAAGUUUUACUUAUAUAAACAGAAAAAGAAUGAUAUUAGAAUGAAAUAAUAAUUAAGCAAAUAGACACAAAGAUCUACAUAGAAUUCUAUUGCAUAAUAAAAUAAGUUCUUCAUCAAUGCCAAUUUCGUUAACAAUUAAGGUGGAUAAUAAAAACGUUCUGCAUAAUCUGUUACUAUUGAAGGCAUGGAAUCAGUCAAAAGAACCAUUAAAACUGAUAUGGGAAAUCCUGCAUCAGUAUUAGGUAAAGCAAAAAGUCUAGGCCCUGAUGAAUAAAUGUAAUAAGUCAAACAUCAUAAUGUUGUUGUUAGAUUUGGAAAUUAAGACUUUUAUUUUUAUUUUGAAUCUCAGUAUGUCUAUAGUAAUAUUUCUUUAGUUAUAAUAUGAGAUAGAUUUGGUUUCAAAUUUUGUAAAGAUUACAUGAUUUAGAAUUUGCAAAUCCAUAAGAAUGUUAUGCUAAUCUUAAAGAUAAACCAUCAGUUAAUUAAAUAGUUAGUUUUGUAUCUUAAUAACAUUCAAUCUCUAUAGAUUAUUAUAUUGCCUAACCAGAAUUAUCGUUUAAUGUUUUUAUGGAUUCAGGGUUGAAAUUAGAAGCAUUCUUAUUAUAAUCAACUCCUGAACCUAAAGUUGGUUUGAAAGACUUUAUAUUCCUAAAAAAUAUAGGAGUAGGAGGCUUUUCUUUAGUUUAUCUUGUUAGAAAGAAGGAUACUGGAAAAUUUUAUGCUUUAAAAUUAAUAGAUAAAGAAUUUAUAAUUGCAAAAAAGAAAUAAUAAAUUGUUUUGAAUGAAAGAAACAUAAUGACUUUACUUAACAGUCCCUUUUUAUUACAUUUAUCAUAUGCAUUUGAAUCAAGAUAAUUUGUAGUAUUUGUAUUAGAAUUUUGUUAAGGAGGAGAACUCUUUUUUUAACUAAAAUAAAUUAAAAGAAUGAGUGAAGAAUAAGCUUGUUUUUACAUCUCUGAAAUAUGUUUGGUAACUAAUUAAUUAUUAUAAUAAGGGCUUAUAAGAAAUUCAUUCUCUAAAUAUAUUAUAUAGAGAUAUAAAGCCUGAAAAUAUUUUAAUGGAUAUUGAAGGUCAUGUUAGAAUAGCUGAUUUUGGUUUAAGUAAACCUGAAAUUGGAAGAGAAGAAAAAGCAUAUAGCUUUUGUGGAUCUCCAGAAUAUAUGGCACCAGAAAUGUUAUUAAAGCUUGGUCAUUCCUAAACAGUAGACUUUUAUUGUUUAGGAGCAUUACUAUAUGAACUACUCACAGGAUUACCUCCUUACUAUUCAACAAAUACUAAUCAAAUUUACUAAGAUAUUUUAUAUUCUAAAUUAACAUUUCCUAAUGAUGUAAAAUUUUAUUAUAUUAUUUAAGUUAACAUUGUCUAGAGAAGUCAAAAAUUUAUUAAUAGCUCUUCUUGAAAAAGAUCCAACUAAGAGAAUGGGUUCAAAUGGAGGAAUAUAAGAAAUUUUAAAACAUCCUUUUUUCUCAUAAAUUGAUUUUAGAUAAUUGGCACUUAAAAAAGUCAAACCUCCAUUUAAACCUGAUCCUUUAAAAAUGAAUCUAGAUGAAAAAGAGUCUCAAAGAGGAGAAUAAGAUUUUAGAAAAAAAAUAGCUUAAGGUAAAUCAAUUAAUUUGCCUGUUAUUUUUGGUUCUUCUUUUUAUUAUGAAUCUCCUCAAGAAGUUCAAACCAAAUCAGUAUAUAAAGAAUGGAUUUAGCAUACAAAUUUAUAACCAAAUACUCCUUGCGUUGCCUCUUAUCAUAGUUAAGGAAGGUAUUUAUAACUAAUGAAUUGAUUUAGGUCCGCAAAAUCCUAGGAUAUCAUUCCGUUAAUUUAAUCAGUUAAGAAUAAUCCUAGAUCUCGGUAAAUGUUAAGUUAGAAAUAGAAUUUCUAUAAGGCUUCUGGGUUAAAACCUUCUUUAGAAAGAAUAAAUUAAGAAAAAAAGUUUUUUUCUAAAGUGUGA